AUCUGGGCCUUCAUUCCGUCGACGGUGUGGUCGAUCUUUACGUGGAUUGCGUACUUUAACUCGUUCUUCGGCCUCUCGACCUUUGGCACGCUCAAGCUCCUCACGACGGUCAUUGCGAUCCUCGAAGGCGUCAUGUUUUACUCGUGCUAA
Messenger RNA from Saprolegnia parasitica CBS 223.65, 150 nucleotides. RefSeq lists its product as hypothetical. The transcript has a single exon. The record is from RefSeq and is a predicted model, not a curated record. The annotation marks the transcript as partial. NCBI's taxonomy places the organism in Eukaryota, Oomycota, Saprolegniomycetes, Saprolegniales, Saprolegniaceae.